AUGGCGCCCGCGCAAGCAUAUGUGACCAGCUAUCCCCCGCGGAUCCGCCAAUACACCAAUACCCUCCUUCAACCCGUUCUCCAGACCCAGAAUGUCGUCCCAGGCGGUCGCACUACCAAACGAGGGACAACGAUAAUCAACUACGCAGAUGAUGCCUAUGAUGAAGACGACUUUGAAGACAGCGAAGGCCCCCGGCGACCGACCGGUUUGCGAUCGUUGCGACGGGAAGAGCUCGAGAAAAGGGAACCACAGAAUGAAAAAGUGGGAAAGGAAAUACACGAGCCCGUUGACUUGCAACCCAUAUACCGAGACUGGAUAAUCAGGAGGGCAGUCAGGCCUACGACAGAUGCCCAGGCACAAAUUCAAUCGCAACUCCCGCUCACCCUUAUACCCAUACGUAUCGAUCUCGAUGUACCACCCCACCAGCCCGAAGCGCCUUUUCCCCUGCCGCGCGCAGGAGUCGAUAUCGGGGUUAACCCUUCGCUGCCAAUGUUCAAGAAACCUGAGCCACUACCGGGCUACAAGAUACGCGACAUCUUUUUGUGGAAUCUACACGAGAAUCUACUUACCCCGGAUGACUUUGCGCAGUGCUUCGUGCGCGAGCUCGACUUGCCGAACCAGACAGGCCUUGCGAUGAACGUCAGUCAACAAAUACGAACCCAGCUGGAGGACUAUGCAGGGGUGGCCAUGCACCCUCUGUUUCACACCCAGCCGAAGAGAUCACAAAUGCCUGACACUAAUCCUGCUGCGACACCCUCGGCUUUCGUGAACGGAAGCUCUCGCGGCGGCACUCCCCGCGCACAUUUGGGUGCGUCAAUAUCUCGUCCAGCCUCUACAACACCGGGGACUCCCGCUGCUUCGACGCCCCAUCCCAUUACAUUGACAAACGGCGCAUCUAUAACAGCAGUUGCUUCUCCGCUACCGCCAGAACCUCAAAUUGAGCAGCAGGAUGACUCUGAAGACCCGUAUCUCAAUCCUGACGAUACCUACCGCUGUGUAAUCACGCUAUCAAUCUAUCUCUCUUCGAAACUUUACCAAGAUAAAUUUGAGUGGUCAUUGCUACAUCCGCCGGGUGCCGCAGAGGCGUUUGCAAGGCAGACUUGCGCUGACAUGGGACUGAGCGGCGAGUGGGUCAUGGCCAUCACCCAUGCAAUCUACGAAGCAGUGUUGCGACUGAAGAAAGAGGCAUGCGAAGGCGGCAUGGUCAUGAUCGGUGGAAAUAACUUAAGCGGAGAGAUCGACAAUCAAGCCGUCCGAGGUGAGGAAGGCGCUGGUUGGAGGUACGACAUUGACGAUUUUGGUGCUGAAUGGGAGCCCAAAUUCGAGGCUUUGAGUAAAGAAGAGAUCGAGAAGAGAGAGGGCGAUCGAGAAAGACAGCUGCGGAGAUUGCGGAGAGAGACUGCCAAGUUCAGCUCAACUGCUGGUAUGGUGCCCUCGGCUCGAGAACAGGAAGCUCAGCAGCGAGGAAGUUACUUUGACUACACCACCAUCGGGAGCGCCGGUACCGGGGAGGAGACGCCUCUCAUGGGUCGUGGAGAAAGAAGUAAGAAGAAGCGGCGGUUCAGAUCGCUCUCUCCUGUGGCGAAGGCACAGACCCCGGACGCCACCGGAAGUUCUGCUGGUGCCGGAUGGGGAGGUGAGGGCAAUCGGUUACAGGAGUACGAGAGGCAGAAUUGGAGGUGCAAACAUUGUCUCAUUUGGGGCAGCGCCGUCUGGGCUGUGCGAGAUGGGCCUACGGGUCCAAGAGCGCAAGUCAUUGCGAAUUCGGGUCACGAUGACAUGAUUCACGAUGCGGUCCUCGAUUACUAUGGCCGACGACUUGCGACCUGUUCGAGCGACAAGACGAUCAAGAUCUUUGAGAUUGACGGCGACCAGCACCGGUUAACGGAGACGUUGAAGGGUCACGAAGGCGCCGUCUGGUGCGUCUCCUGGGCUCAUCCCAAGUUCGGGACCUUGUUGGCCUCUUCCUCGUACGACGGCCGGGUACACAUCUACCGCGAAACACCGUCCCAACAAACGCAACCGGGCCAACAGUCUUCGUCGUCAUGGACGCUGGUGUUUACGAGCACAUUCCACACGGCUUCCGUGAACAUGGUGUCCUGGGCCCCGCCCGACCUGGGGUGUCUGCUGGCGUGCGCCUCCUCGGACGGGCAAGUCUCGGUGCUCGAGUUCCGCGACAAUCAAUGGGGGCAUAUCAUUUUCCCAGCGCACCCCAUGGGCGUGAAUGCCGUGAGUUGGGCGCCGUCGGCUCCUCCCGGGGCGAUUGCGAGGAAAGAUCCCGGCGGCGCGCCUGGGAGCAGCGGGCUGCUGGUCAAGCGCUUCGUCACGGGCGGGAGCGACAACAACGUCAAGAUAUGGGAGUUUUCCCCUUCGUCAUCCACCUACGAGAACGCCCUGGUCUUGCCGAGCGGCCACGCCGACUGGGUCCGCGACGUCGCCUGGUCGCCCACCCUGCUGAGCAAAUCCUACAUCGCCAGCGCCAGCCAGGACAAGACGGUCAAGAUCUGGACAUGCACAAACAUGACCUCUGGCAAUGUCGGGGACUGGACUCUCGCAAAGACGCUCGAGUUCGACGCCGUCACGUGGCGCGUGAGUUGGAGUCUCUCCGGCAAUGUCCUCGCCGUGUCAGGCGGUGAUAAUAAGGUUACCCUGUGGAAGGAGGAUUUGAAGGGGAAUUGGGAGAUGGUCAGGGAGGUCACUGAGUAG
Fonsecaea multimorphosa CBS 102226 is the source of this 2706-nucleotide messenger RNA. RefSeq lists its product as uncharacterized. Bases 1 to 2706 code for a protein of 901 amino acids. Gene Ontology annotation, cellular component: COPII vesicle coat; nuclear pore outer ring; nuclear chromosome. The transcript is spliced from 5 exons. Gene Ontology annotation, biological process: chromatin remodeling; positive regulation of TOR signaling; COPII-coated vesicle budding. NCBI's taxonomy places the organism in Eukaryota, Fungi, Ascomycota, Eurotiomycetes, Chaetothyriales, Herpotrichiellaceae. The record is from RefSeq and is a predicted model, not a curated record. Gene Ontology annotation, molecular function: structural molecule activity; protein binding.